This is a messenger RNA of Vitis riparia (riverbank grape), 438 nucleotides long. RefSeq names its product secreted RxLR effector protein 161-like. The transcript is spliced from 2 exons. The record is from RefSeq and is a predicted model, not a curated record. Lineage: Eukaryota; Viridiplantae; Streptophyta; Magnoliopsida; Vitales; Vitaceae. Bases 1 to 438 code for a protein of 145 amino acids.
AUGGACAAAAUUCCUUAUGCUUCUACAGUAGGGAGUAUCAUGUAUGCUCAAGUCUACACUCGACCAGACAUAGCUUAUGUGGUAGGCAUGCUUGGUCGAUACCAAAGUAAUCCAGGUAUUGAUCAUUGGAAAGCAGUUAAGAAAGUAUUGCGUUAUUUGCAAGAGACUAAGGACUACAUGCUUACAUACAGAAGAACAGAUAAUCUAGAGAUUAUUGGUUAUUUUGAUUCCCAUUAUGCUGGCUGUAAGGAUACCAGAAAGUCUACAUCUGGGAAGAUAAUCAUAAACAGGGUGCACAAUGGGGAAUUCAUGUCAGAAUGGUGGCUACUCCCUUACGUGCUGAAGCUGAUGUACAAUAUAAUUUCCCCACUAGCUGCCACCAUCCCUACAUAUCUAUCACUAUCAUCCAGCCCUGAUCCCAAGGGACCCACCAUUUGA